Messenger RNA from Spizellomyces punctatus DAOM BR117, 1478 nucleotides. RefSeq lists its product as uncharacterized. The record is from RefSeq and is a predicted model, not a curated record. Gene Ontology annotation, biological process: dephosphorylation. NCBI's taxonomy places the organism in Eukaryota, Fungi, Chytridiomycota, Chytridiomycetes, Spizellomycetales, Spizellomycetaceae. The transcript is spliced from 4 exons. Bases 9 to 977 code for a protein of 322 amino acids. Gene Ontology annotation, molecular function: phosphatase activity.
AAAAAACAAUGCCAAAGACAGAAUUCAAAAAGGAAUCGUCGUCGACUGGGACGACCUACUUUCAGGUCCCUUUGUCUAAACAUCCAACAAACUCUGCCAGUACUGCUGAGACUGAAAACAAUGCAUCAAUUUCCAAAGUCUUCCGAAAGGAUGCCUCCGGGCUUACGGCCUAUCAACGGCACAAGAAAAUGAUGGGCGAUUACUUGUCAUUCUACGGCGCCGGGGUUGCGGACGUACUCGAGAAGCGCAGAUCCUCCUCGUACAUUGUGGGAAAAACCGAGUUGGAUAUACUGAAGGAGCAACAUCGAUUUCUACGAAGCGAAGAGGAUGAUGCUGAUAACAGCUGGGAAUCGCGAGUGGCCAAAAAGUACUACGAUAGGCUCUUUAAAGAAUACUGUUUAGCAAACCUGUCCCGUUACAAAACUGGACAAAUCGCUCUUCGCUGGCGGACACAAAAAGAGGUGGUGAAUGGGCAAGGCCAAUUCGUCUGCGGGAAUCUGGAGUGCUCCGCUACGGAAGAUUUACGAUCAUGGGAAGUGAACUUUGCAUAUGUCGAAGGCGGGGAAAGAAAAAAUGCAUUGGUGAAAUUGAGGCUGUGUCCGACAUGCUCUUACAAGCUGAAUUACAAGAAGAUUAAAGCGGCCGAAAAGGCGGAAAAGGAGGACAAAAAGCGGAAGCGGAAAGAAAAGAGGUCAGAACGGAAGAGGCGAAAAUCUGGAGAAGAAGAGCAAUCUUUUCCAUCACCUGGCGAAGAUGACCAGGAUGUUGACAAGCCAUAUAGCGAUCGUGAAACUGAUAGCGGAGAACAAUCACCCAGCGAAGAGAAUAAAGAUGAACCCUCAGUAUCGAAAGAGGUUAAGGAUCAGUAUUCAAGAGACGAGAUAUCACGGAUUUGGAGCGCUCCUCAACCUGAAGCGCUAGAGGGCGAGUCCAAGGAGGAUGAGAUUGAGGCGUAUUUUGCUGACCUGUUUCAAUGAGGAACUUGGAGGGUGACCUUUUUGGUUCCUUGACUCGGUCCAAUCUUCCGUACUCGCUUCCCAAACAUGUCUGUAAUCCUGCUUUUGGUUUCCGGAUGACAAGUACCGAGUUUCUUGGGAUCAUCCGGGCGCAAGACUCUCUCAUAUCCUAUUGAUUGGAUAACUAUAACCAUGCUCUUGGUGGACACACAAUUGCCUCGGUGAAGAUUUCGACUUUUUGGCCAUUAUGGCCCAAAUAUGCCGUUUUUAAGGCGAUAAUUGAACAAAACGUGCCUGACGCUUCUAAUUAUAUUGCAAAAUAGGAUCAUAGCUAGUAUAUAACAAAUUAGCCUGCGUGAGUUUUGCUAGGUAGAGUCAAUGGCUUGAUAAUGGCAAGGAGGUCGACUUUAUCAGACGACGAUGCUAUUAGAUCCAUGCCAUGUACUCUGUGCAAUUAUAUUGUUAUUAAGAUGCUGGCAAAUAUGAGGAUACGGAAUCAUAUGACUCCCAUAAUUGAAGAAU